Phlebotomus argentipes is the source of this 1299-nucleotide messenger RNA. RefSeq names its product E3 ubiquitin-protein ligase MARCHF5. NCBI's taxonomy places the organism in Eukaryota, Metazoa, Arthropoda, Insecta, Diptera, Psychodidae. Gene Ontology annotation, molecular function: zinc ion binding. The coding region runs from base 165 to 1106 and encodes 313 amino acids. The record is from RefSeq and is a predicted model, not a curated record. The transcript has 5 exons.
CAUUGCAUCUGGAUAGCGAAUAAAAACAUCGUCAGAUAAAUUGUGUUGUUCUCUGAAAAAUUGGGAAAAUCCAUAUUAUCACUCCUCUUUUACGUGAAAUUGGAAUGUUAUAGCUGGGGACAACAAGGAAACUUUGACGACAUUGCAUCAGCCCAUGAAAAAAUAUGUCAGAAUUAGAUGCAUCCGCCACAGAGUCUCAGGAAUUGGGCUCUAACAAACGCGAAGACGGACGAUAUUGCUGGGUGUGUUUUGCCACAGACGAUGAUGAUGCACUUGCCUUGUGGGUGCAGCCAUGCAAAUGCAAAGGAACCACCAAAUGGGUUCACCAAGUUUGCCUGCAGCGUUGGGUUGAUGAGAAGCAGAAGGGCAACUCCCUCAAAUGUGUGGUGUGCCCACAGUGCCAGACGGAGUACAUAAUAGUCUUCCCCAAUAUGGGACCUAUGGUGAACUUCUUGGAAAUAGUUGACACGCUCAUCAAGCGCCUGAGUCCCUUCUUGGCUGCUGGUGUGGUUGUUGGUUCCCUGUAUUGGACGGCCGUUACUUACGGGGCCAUAACUAUUUUGCAGGUGGUUGGCCACAAGGAGGGGUUGUCCGUGAUGGAGAACUCUGACCCGCUCGUUCUACUAAUUGGACUCCCGGCUAUUCCAGUUGGCUUGGUGUUGGGCAAAAUGAUCCGAUGGGAAGAUGCUAUUCUGCGAUUCCUCCAGAAUCGACGAACGGUUGCCCGAAAAUUCCCCCUCCUGAACUUGGUUCUUCCUAUUAGUGACAGCGAGGAGAAUGUACCCAGCGAAAGCUCAUCCGCAGCACCAAUUCUGUCAGAUCCCGUUUCCGCCACCAGGAUUCUCUGUGGAGCCAUUCUUCUGCCUACCGUGUCUUCAAUAGUGGGCCGUAUUUUCUUCGAGUCAAUUCAAAAUAAUUUGCAUCGCACUAUUAUUGGUGGAUUGGCGUUUAUCACUGUGAAGGGUGCCCUAAAGAUUUACCACAAGCAGCAGCAAUUUGUGAGGAAGAAGCAACGAAAGAUUCUGGACUACUGCGAUGAAAAUGUGUCGGCGUAUGUAAGUAAAAAUCCUAGAUCAACUCGCUCAACUCAGGCCUCACAAUUGUAAGCUGUUUGACAAUGGGACGAGCAUCAAUCGUUGGAUAUUGUAUAUGUGGAGAAAUUAUUUUGCGAUGAAUUGAAACACACAUGAUUAAAAAAAAUUAAUAUUUUAAUUAUGUCAGAAGGCACAUAAAAACUAUUUCGCUGUUAAAUAAUACUUUUUUUUACUCGAAAUCACAGCAAGGCGUUUUCCGGGAUAA